UAAUUGUAGACUUUUACGCGUUUUUCUAGUAACUAUGCCUAUCACUAAUAUCAGCGACAGCUUCACAAUCCACAUCAUUCCUGAAUAUGAUGAUGAAGUUACCACUAGUCGUUUUGCUAAUGAAGCAGACUUUGAAGAGUGGUUCAGCAAUAUUGCCCAGAAACAUGCUAACUGGAGCCUUCGCCAAAGCUGGACUAACGAGAAAGCAAAAUCUUUUCUUGGCCAGUCUCUUGCAAUCACUUUGAGAUUGAAUACUAUCAAAACGAAAAAAUCGAUCAAGAUCGAAGAACAUGUUAAUCAAAACAUGGUUUGGAAGUCUAUCAAGGAUUUUCGUAGGAUGGACGAAGCUCGUCUUUUGCAAAUCGAACAAAAUGAUAUCUCUUCUUCUUUUUCUCCUUCGCUUCGAAUCAGUUAUUACGACGUUAGAGACGUCAUCAAUGCUAGGUUGAUGAAAUUGAGAGGAAGAGCUAUUCUUGAGCUGGUCGAAAAAGGAGCAAAGACUUUGCUCAAGGUGCACGAAGAUGGACCGUUUUUUGCUUCUUGGGCUGCUAAAUGGCAAAUGAAGGUCUUUGUUACCGAUCAUGAGAUCAUUCCCACCUUGCGUCAGUGGCUAAAUUGGUUGAAAGACAACGUUAAUCUUAACGUCAAAAGAAUCAUGGUCGAUUGUAGUCCCACGGAAAUUGCUGCUAUAAGAGAAGUCUUUGAUAAUCAUAUCAAGCGUUCGUGGGAAACUCACAUAAAGAGAGACGUGAAAAUAAACAAGUCUACUCAAGAAACAAAGCUGGUAAGAGAUGAUGCUCGUGCUAAUCUGAAUAGCAUGAUGUACUCUGAAACGCCGGAAGUAUUCAAUCUGGCUCAUCAGCUGUUCCUUGUUGAAAAUGAGGAAUCUGAAGUAUUCCUUGUAUACUUCAGCAGCUUGUGGCUUCCGAAAAAGGAAUUGUGGUUCAAAGCGUGGAGACAGUUUUACUCAAGUUCUCACUUGGAUAUUACUUUUCAUUUUAUGGCCAAUAAUUUCGUGUGGGUAUUUAUCGUUACUCUCGGGAGCAGUUGGGAAGAGGCUGAAGUUAUAUCAGAUGAGGAAGACCAUGAACGAGAAGCAGAAUUGUUGCCGCACAAAGCAAAACAGCCUUUAGCAUUUAGUUUUUCACAAUCCAAAAUUAUUUCAGAGAUCGAUGUUAAAGCGCAAUCUUGUGAUACAACAGAUAAAGAAACUUCAGCAUGCACCCUAAUUGUCAACACCGUAAAACUAUUUCUACCCUUUAAAGAGAAACACAGCGCCAUAGCUCAUCAAUCGUACUUCUGUAUAUGGACAAAUGGUGUUUUAAAAUAUGCAGGAUAUUCAAAGUUUACUAUGGUGUUACACCCUUCCACAUCGUUCUCCUCACUAAACGCACUGCAUUUGGAUGCGCGUACACUGUAUCAGCUGCUGGCCCAGAAACUAACCGAAGUAAAUCAAGACCAAUCAUCAGAUCAAGAGGGAAAGCUGGCAAGUAAACUAGUAGUCUACAGGUACGACCAGCAACCGAUUACGUCACUUGAAUUUGCAUGGCAAAACAAAGAUGCAGCCUUUAAUGCUAUCAUUAAUAUGGACGUGCUGCAGACUAGCUGCAGAUCAUAUGGCUUAGGUUUUGCUUAUAAGAUAAUCUGCCUCCCAGGCUUGACGAUUACACGUAUUUUGGGUACACAAGAAAAGGCUAUCAAUAUCCUUAACGAGCUGAAGAAAGCGUCCUACGAAUAG
Rhizopus microsporus ATCC 52813 is the source of this 1738-nucleotide messenger RNA. RefSeq lists its product as uncharacterized. The transcript is spliced from 10 exons. The record is from RefSeq and is a predicted model, not a curated record. NCBI's taxonomy places the organism in Eukaryota, Fungi, Mucoromycota, Mucoromycetes, Mucorales, Rhizopodaceae. Bases 35 to 1738 code for a protein of 567 amino acids.